CUGGAACAUUAGACUUCUCCUCUGUGAGAAGCAAACACAUGGAUUUACUGAGAGAAAACUCUGAAUCAGAGGAUUUAUUAAAGGAAGAAGAGCCACAGCUUCGGUAGAAGGAAUGCCCAGUUGGACAAUGGAAAAGGAGAGAGGGAGGGAAGAGAAGAAGAGCGAAAGUACACGGUUAGUUUGUGGGUGAACCCGCUGAGUGCCAAGUGGAUAUGGAAGAUUCUGGCAAAGUCCAAAGUCUGUGAUGUUUCUAAGGAAACAAGGUGCAACUAAGUUCACAGAGCAGAAACUGAACUCACUGGAAGGUCGUCGCUGGAUUGAGAAGAUGAAACUACAAUCAGUGGAGCAAAAAGACCAGGUAAAACUCACCCAGUGGGCACAGGCUAACCAAUGGAGGAUCACAUGACCUGGUCAGACACUACAGGUACCAGAGAAGUUCUGUCACCAUGGUAACACACUUAAUGGGAACUGACCCGGACCUGAACUUCGAUCUGCGGGUUCUGUGUAACAGAGUGAAGGUCCUGGAGCAGAAAGUUUCAACCCUCUAGUCUAACAGCUACCUGAGGAACAGGAUCAGCAGGUCAGAGAGGAGCCUGCUGCUACAGCUCUAACAGCUAGCCUCUGCCUCCCACCUCCCCAGCAUGCAACACUCCCAGAGGCUGGACCAGAGACUCCACAUGCUCAGGGAGGAGGUCAGGAACAUGAACCAGGAGAAGGAGCGAGGGGAGAGGGUAUGGAGGGAUCGACUGCAGCGCUGUCAGAGGCAGCUGAAGGCCAAAGAGGAGGAGAUGAGUCGCCAGUCCCUGUACUUCGAGAACUUUAAAACCCAACUCCAGCAAAAGCUUAGCCUGGCCCAGGACAGAGAGCAGGGCCUACAGAACCGGAUUUACACUUUAGAAAAGCAGUUACUGGACAUGACCGUGAGUGCUGCCACUGGCGUGGCAACGAUCAGUGCAGUCAGAUUCACUGCCGGGACUGUGACACAACAGGAAGAACAAGAGAGGCUACUUUCCAUGAGAGGAGAGGGUGAAGGAGAAGAGGAGAGAAAGGAGGAGAGGAGGAGGCAAUGGCAGCCAAGUGUGGGAGUUGAGAGAGAAGGAGGGCGAGAGGGUGAUGAGGAAAAGACAAAGAAAGAGACACAAGGGGGAAGAGUCAAACUGAAAGACACAAAACAGAACUCAAAUGAAGCCAGGUUGCAAGGCUUCAUCCUGAGCCUGCAGGAGGAUCUCAGGGUGCUGCUGGAGAGAGAGGAGGAUGGGAUGACAGAGCGGAGGAGACUGAUGGAGCAGCUCCAGGAGGCCCAGGAGAACAGCCACUUCCUGGGCUGCAAGGUGGAGGAAAUGAAGGCAGAGGCGCACCAGCUGAAGGUGUCUGAAAGCUCCUUGAUGGAGGAGAUUGAUGAGCUGAGAGGUGCGAACCACAGACUCCGACAGAUCAUUGGGGAUGCAGAUAACCAAACACCCAGACAGUCAUCCAGAGUCCCUGAGUCCACGUGCACAGGUCCUGGGACCAGCUUGCCCAGCUGCAGUCCUGCUCUGCCCUCCAACAAUCUCUCACAUACUACAACCAUUGGACAUUUCUCAAUGGGGAGCUCUGGAGAGGUCCAUCACACCUCGAAUGAGGAAACAGGCCAGACUCACUCAUCUCCAGUUCUACCUGUUCACCACCAGGCUGCAGCAGAGCACACACAGACUAAUACAGAGGAACGCUUCUCCUCUGCCAAAACAGAAACUCCACCUAAAAAUGAUCCUCUGAACCUCUUUUGCCACCUUGGCUCCAAAACCAACCCCAGCCUCCAGUCCCUUUCAUUGACUGCAGAGACACUAGAGGAGUUUAAACUGGGGACCUGGUGCUCUAGCGAGAUCCUAAACCUGGAGGAAAGCCCCAGUGAGGAAUCUGAUGCCCUGAAGGAAGCCUACAGGAGCUUGGGGUUGGGGGAGGAUCUUGAAGCACUUCAACAACAAUGUAACCGCCUGGAAGUCACCCUGCAGCACACGCAGGAGCAGCUGCAGAUGAUGGCUCAAGAAAAUACUCGACUGAAAUUACAGCUCAGGAAAGAGGCAGAGGAAGAACAAGCUGAGGCACAGCAGGGGUCUUCAAGAGAAAAGAUUAGCACACUACCUGCCAGUGAUGGGGAGGAUGAUCUUGUCAAGGCCCUGAAUCAGGAGAACCGGGCUUUAGCGGACCGGAUCCGGCAGCUUCUGGGUCACAUUGAGGUCAGAGAAGAGGAAAUCAAGAGGGGGGAAACACAGCUACGGCAGCAUAUCACCAACGUAGAGGCGGACAGAGUCAGGCUGGAGCAGGAGAACCAGGAACAAGGGUGUUUGAUCACAGAACUCAACCAGAAGACUGAGGAUGAUCUCAAUACCAUCAUGGAGCUGCAGCAAAGGUUAGAGGAGAGCCAACAGCAUAUGGAGGAAUCACACUUUGACAAGGAACCGUGUGGAUCUCAAUUGCAAGGUGAAUAUACAGCUGCAGUAUCAGGAAGUUUUCAACAGAACAACCUUGAAGAAUGUGUGGACAUUUUGGUGGAAAGGGUGCUAAACGGGGAAGAACCACAGCUGAUGUCCAGUCAACAACCAGACAAUUUGACUACAGCUUCAGCACCUGGUUCUCAACAUAAUAAUUGCUAUGAUCCCUUGCAGAACGGAAUGCAAAGCAGUCAGCAUGUUAGUUCGCUGACUGAUCAAGUGCACCUGCUGACCAAGUCAGUCCAGAGCCUUAAAACAGAACAAGAGGAACUGUCUGGUGACAUAAAUUCUCUCAGAGAGCAGCAGAGAGAGGUGGCAAUGUCAGUCCAAACACAGACAGAAGUGAAGCAGCAGUUAACUCGGACAGUUUGGGGAUUGAAAGAGGAGAGAGACAGCAUCUCUCAAUCUCUGGCUGGUCUCAAACAGGAGAGAGAGCAGCUUACCAGGACAGUCUAUGGGCUGAAAGAUGAGAGUAACCAGUUUAUAAGGUCUACAAGUGGCCUGAAAGAGGAGAAAGAGCAUCUAAGUGAGGCUUUAUCUGCUCUCGAAAGAGAAAAAGAGAAACUGUUAGAAUUUCUCUCAAGAGGAAAAGCGGAAAGAGAUCAAACCAUGCAGUCAGUACAACGUUUACAGUCAGAGAGUGACCAGUUAAGCCAGGCAGUGCUCUAUUUGAAACAGGAGAGAGACAAAUUAACCAAUUCCCUUAAGUGUCUGAAGGAACAGAGAGAUAAGGAGCAGUCAUCUUCCACUUUGCAAGAAGACCAAGGCGAGUUAAAAAAAUCAGUAAGCAGUUUGCAAGAAGAAAAAGAAAGAAUUGAAAGUUCAAUCGGUUGUUUGAAAACAGAAGAAAAGCAUAUAAAGCUAUUACUUCAGGGCCUAAGAGAGGAAAGCCUCCAAGCUGCUCUGCCCAGCCAAACACAAACAGAAGGGAGGGAUCAGAAGCAGCAUCUGCUGAAUCCAAACACUGCUGUUACGACGAAGAAGACUAAGACUUCUGUUGGGACAGACGAAUAUGCUACACAAAGAUGUCAGACGGAUGACCACAGCGGGACCUCUCUACUUAUGCAACAUGUUUUUGAUGGAAAACAGGUGCAAAGUGAUCUGAUGAGGGAGACUGAAGCUUUGGGAGCAGAACUAAAGAGGUCGCGAUAUGAACUGGAGAAGAGCCAUGUAGAUACCAAUAUGUUGCACAGUGAAUUGCAUCAAGCGGAAGUUAGGAGGGAGGAAGCAGAGAGAAAGGCCGCAGCUGACGAGGUGAUGAGGCUGACAGAUGUAGCCAAUCAGAUGGAGGAAACCAGAAAGGAAAACGACAGCCUCAUAACCCAGGUGAAGCAGCUACGGAGCGAACUGACAGGACUGGUCAGGGAGAAGACUGAUGCUCUGUCACUGAAGGCACAAAUAGAGGAGCAAUAUAACAUCCUUACAGCUCAGCUCAAAGCCAAGACGGUGGCUCUAGAGGAGCUAAACUCAGAGUACAUCGCUCUUAAACGAGGUCAGGGCGGCAAGGAGGAUCCGGGCACUGUUCUCAUUUCACUCAGGACACGUUACAAUGACAUCAGAGUGAAGUAUGAUGCACUCCUGAAAAAGAAGAGCCAGAAUGAUCUGGAAAUAGCUCCUUUAAAGGCCAAGCUGUCUUGCCUGGUGGUGAAGUGUCAGGAGAGGAACAGCUUGUUGUUUCAGAUGAUGAAGGCCAUGCACAGACGAGGUUGUGUGGACUCCACACUCACGCAGCAGGUUGAGCAGCUGCUCAGUGACGCGGCUCUGCAGGACUACGCUGCAGCAUUCACACCACGGAGCGUGAACGUAAAGACCCGGGAUUAUAGUACUUGGUUUACACCAGGAUUUUUUAAAUUUCAAGACUACACCAACGGGCUCACACCUGAUCAGACCUGCUCCACCAUACCCACACUUGUAAAUCAGCAUUACCAAAAUGGACUCACAACUGAAUCCAGAGUAAAAUGUAGAGAAUUAAAAAGUGAAAAACACAGAUCUUCAGUCACCACUGAAUCAAUGACAAAACAUCAAGAUUGCAGUAGUGAAGUCACACUUGCAUCAACAGUAACACUAAAGGAAAAUGCCAACUCACCAGUGCAAGAGCAUGCCAGCGUCCAAGCGACACCAUCACCUGUUGUUCCUUCACCGAAAGCGAGCUUGAUCAUCACUACGGCACAGCUUUCUCCCGCUGCCAGUGGAUCAGUUCAAGUAACCAGUGGACCCGAGAAUCUUGGAUUUCAUCAUCCAGACAUGAAAGGGAAGUCUUCCCUAGAUCUGGCCAGUUCGACUGGAUCCUCACGGAGUCCCACUCCUCCCUCCUCCAACACACGUGUGAGCCGGGGCAGGAGGCUGAGUAGCCCUGAGAAGAUCAUCAACCUACACGAGCAACUGCAGAAGACUUUAAUGAGCAGCUAUCAGGCUCCAGUGAGCAGAGGAAGAGGAUCUCAGCCCAGGGAAUGUCUCCCGUUUCCAGCUCAUACAGACCUGAGACCAGCCUCUCAGACAAAGACGCAGAGCCUCACUUUCAGUAUAUCACAUACCAACUCUCUCCUAGUCACCACUCCUUCGAGCCCAGCUAAGCACACUCCAGCCGUGACAGCCACACCUGUUGCCACUAAUAAGUCAACAACACUAUUUGAUACAGUCUCCUCAAGAUCUGCUAGUGUUACAUUCGGUACCAACAUGUUUACUGACUUUAAAGCAGACAGAUCUAAAACCACAACGUCUGCUCUUUCUAGCUCUUAUAACUUUCCAUUUGCCACUAUGGCACCUAGCAAAUCCACCUCAAGCAGUGCCACUAAUGGAGCAAUAUCCCCAAAACAGACCAUGAAAAUCACUGCUAUUCCUGACCUGUCUGAUGCAAAACAUACAGCUUCUACUCCUUUAACCUUCGACUCUGAUGUCUUCAUAAGUUCUGACACCAAUCCAAAAACCACUGCCUCAGACACAACUGCCUGUAGCAUAUCAACUGCCCCCAAGGCUAGUCAUUUUAACAGGCCUUCUAAAACGGAUGGUGCUUCCCCUACAUAUGAUAGGCUUGUAUCUGCUGCAUCCUGUGCUCAUUCUGCCCAUCGCUCUCCUGAGAGAUCCAACAAGUCUGCCAGAAAGUCUGUAACUGCUCUUGAAAAAACAAAGUCAGCAAGACCAGAAGCUCCAGCUGAGGUUCGCUCUGUUGAGGUCAUCAAAACAGUUGGGCAGAGCAGCCUCAUGAUUGGCUGGGAGAGGCCACCACUCGAUGAGCUGGGCUGCAGUAACGGCACAUUUGUGUACGGAUACAGGGUGUUUGUAGAUGGGGAUUUUCACAAGUCUGUCAUGAGCUCAGCGUGCACCAAGUGUAUUCUGGAGAAUGUUGACCUGAGCGUCCCAGUCCACAUCAGUGUCCAAACGCUUGGCUCUAAUGGUCUCGGUUCAAACAGUGUCCACACCAUGUAUGGGACUGACCACCACUGACUCAGUGUCCUGAAUACAACAAACAUAAUGGUGAGUCCACGAGAUUACAGAAACUCCUCGGUGAAAACCUUAACUGCCAGUGGCCGAGGUUUGAAUGCCAACUAUAGCUGCAGUCCUCUGAGGGGCCGUCCUAACCUCCACCUCAGCAAACAGCGAGGGAGACGCCGUCACACUGCCUCAGGCUCAGGUCAACCAAUCACAAAAAAUCGUCUCACGUUGUCUUUACCAGCCUAUGAACAUGCAGUGACCUAUGGCCGGCCGCUAAACCUCAAAAUGAUUAACUUAAGAUGUCAAACAAAAUACAGUGUAAGAUUCCUGCCUCUGUGCUGAGAAUUCAUUUGCAUGUCAGAGCAGAUCCUUGUUGGAAGAACUUCCUGUGUCAGAGUCCCUCCUACUGGAUUCACCAUCCUGGAAUGGAUAGGAUGUUGUGUUUGCCAGGUAAAAAGGCCGGAGCAGCUGCCAAUCAAACAGAUCCUGACAAACUGAUAAAAACACUACAAACACUACACUACAAACUAUAUGAAGCCAAGAUCAAUCACAUUGUCAUAAGCUGCCUGUGAUGCCAACAUUCACUAACAUUGUUCAACCAAGACAGAAAAUGUUGGAGGGACGUCUGCAUCUUGCUGCACAUUUUAACACUGUGUUAAACAUUGAGAGAUCAUGUGGCAUAUUGCUUCAUCAGCCUCUCUGGACUCUGUGACACGAACCGUUGGUUAAAGGGACAUUCACUGUAUGAAAAGCCUUUUCAAAGCAACACUCACUGUAUAAUGUGCCGACCCAACCUUGUACCCGAAGCUCAUCUUACUUGAUUUUUACACACAAAGCCAAAUACGAGAAAAGACUCCAAAGACUUAUCAGUUUCCUUGUCCUCAUAGGUCUACGGGGUUUACUUCAAACAAAGAAGCCAGGAGAUUUCUGGAAUUUGCACACAUAUGAUAUCUAGAAGAUAAAAUUUAAAAAAGAGAUUAUCACUGAUAUUUUUUGUAGAGAAUAUUAUAAAAAUAUGCCAAUUUACCACCUACUGUCUUUUUGUAUGAGUGGCACUUUGUUUUUCAUGCCUAAUAGAUGUUAUGUUUGCACGCUCACAUUGUUUUUUUAUUUUAUACAAUUUCACAACACACUGUAUGAUGUUCUUUUGCUACUUAAUGUAUGUAUGGGUGUGGAGUGGUCAUGGUGCAGCAAACGUAUUUUUCUAUCAUUAAUUGAAAAUAUUGAUUCCCAAUUGAUUCCUUACGACUGUACAGAGAAUAAAUGUUUAUAUAAUAUUAACUGUCA
Molecule: messenger RNA, 7190 nt
Organism: Micropterus dolomieu (smallmouth bass)
Lineage: Eukaryota; Metazoa; Chordata; Actinopteri; Centrarchiformes; Centrarchidae
Product: rootletin-like
Exons: 18
Coding region: 642-5915 (1757 amino acids)
Molecular function (GO): protein binding
Source: RefSeq, a predicted model, not a curated record